UUCUCCCGGAUCUGAUUUGGAUCAGAUCCUUUCAUCUUUGAUCUUUGGGACAUUUGGAAAUUUUUCUCUGAUCGUUUGUUAUUUACUGAAGCAGUGGGGAGUUUAUUUGAUGUCUCUCCAAGAAUGAAGCGUUGAGGAAUCCGUCACUGACUCCGAACGCAAAUCUGUUGGCAUGUGCAGUUGACUCUUGCGAGCGCCGAGUUUCUCGUUUCUUAAUCUUCCUGUUUAUUUUUUAUACCUGUAAAAAAGAAUGAAAAGGAAAACUGUUUGACACACGCUGAUCCUCGCUUUUUACUGUGGCCACUGGGACGAUCGGGACAGGCGAUCUGGUGCUAGUAGAUUAAUAGAGAACUCGAUAGUCCGGUGGAUGGACAGUGGCCCGAACGACGAUCUCCUAUAAUCAGUAUUGACUGAAUAAACCGCUGCGACGAUGGACGCCUUCCGGUUGAUGCUCCCCAUCCUCCUGCUGAUCCUGGAGCAGACCGCGUCCACCGGCGGCCAGCGCCUGCAGAACCCCUUCUUCAACCCGAUGCAGCAGCAGAUGAUGAUGAACAACAUGCUGGGGAUCAACCAACUGCCGCGUCCCAACGACGCGCAGACGGCGCAGCUGUACCUGGACGAGCGCGUCCCGGAGGGCAGCCAGAGCGCCGCCAGCCAGACCACGGUCCCGCGCCUGAUCGACCGCAUUCUCCCGUGUCUCGGGGGCAACGCCACGUUGGCGGCGCGCGACUGGCUGCAUGAGCCGCGGAAGGAGCAGUUCAAGUACCACUCCUACCAGGAUCUCUUGGCCAAGAUGAACGAUCUGGCCGGGCGGUUCCCGGGGAUCACGCGGCUGUAUACGGUGGGGCAGAGUGUGCAGGGACGGCAGCUGCUGGUUAUGGAGAUCUCCAGCCAGCCUAAUGUGCACCAGCCGGGCAAGCCGGAAUUCAAGUACGUGGGCAACAUGCACGGCAACGAGGUGGUGGGCCGGGAACUACUCCUCUUAUUAAUCCAAGCCCUCCUGGAGAACUACCACGACUCCCCAUGCGUCCAGACCCUCGUCAACGCCACCCGCAUCCACAUCCUGCCUUCCAUGAACCCCGACGGCUUCGAGGCCAGCCAUCCCGGGGACUACGAGAGCGUCCAGGGCCGCGGCAACGCCAACAACGUGGACUUGAACCGCAAUUUCCCCGACCAGUUCCUCACCACCAACGACAACGCCCGCCAGCAGCCGGAGACGGCCGCCGUCAUGGCCUGGAUCCGCCGCUACCCCUUCGUCCUGUCCGCCAACCUCCACGGGGGCUCGCUGGUGGCCAACUACCCCUUCGAUGACCUGCAGCAGAACCCCACCGGUCCCGCGGUGUACAGUCAGAGCCCGGAUGACGCCGUGUUCAAGCAGCUGGCCGAGGCGUACUCGCAGGCGCACCAGACCAUGUACGAAGGCCAUCCCUGCCGACGCUACAUGGACUCGGAGUACUUCAAGGACGGCAUCACCAACGGCGCCAAAUGGUACCCGGUGGCCGGCGGGAUGCAGGACUGGAACUACCUGCACAGCAACGCCUUCGAGAUCACCCUGGAGCUGGGCUGCUGGAAGUACCCCACCGCCGAGCACCUGGCAUCCUUCUGGGAGGCCAACAAGCGCCCGCUGAUCGCCUUCAUGAUGGAGGUGCACAAGGGCGUCAAGGGCUUCGUCCGCGACGAGGCGGGGCAGCCGUUGGAGGGCGUGAGUGUCCAGGUGGAGGGGAUCGAUCACGUGGUGACGUCGGCGGUGGACGGGGAUUAUUGGCGGUUGUUGGUGCCGGGGACGUACCGGUUGUUCGCUUACAAGAAGGGCUAUGAGACGGAGCGCCGCAAGGUGACGGUGCUGGCGGAGACGCCGGCUGUCGUGGUCAACUUCACGCUGAAGAGCAGUGGAGCCGGGAUGACCACCGCCGGCCCGGGCGAUGAGGUGCAGUUCGACAUGGAGGUGGUGCGGCUGAAUACGCAGCGCCCCGUGGAGGAGCUGGAGGCCGACACCACCACCAAGCGGGAGGUCGGGGCGCUGACGACUAAAAAGGGCCAGGAGGAGAUUUCAACUGGGCUGGGUUUCGGCAUCAUGCUGCUGUUUUUCUGCGGAUCGGUGCUGAUGCUGGGCUUCUUCGUGUUGUGCUGCGUGAACAUGCGGCGGCGACGGGCGGCCAGCAAGGCGGACGUGGAGGUGGGCUUGGCCAACGCCAACAACCGGCGCACCCCGGUGCGCAUGCAGGACCUGUCCGGCUCCCCGUCGCGACUGAAGCCGGGGGUGGGCCCGGGGGCGGGGCGGCGGGAGGGGGCCGAGGCGCGCUCCCUCCUGGCGCAGGACGACGAGUGAGGCGUGCGCGGCGGUUUAGUUGGUGUUUAGUUUGACGCGUUCCCUUUUGUCUUUCUCUCUCACUCGGUGUUUGGACUCUUUUUGGUAUUAUGCAUCUCUCACCCAGUCUCUCUCGUUCCCGUUCAUUUAUAAAGAUGUUGUUUUAUUUGAAUUCUCAGAGUCUCUAGAUGGUCAGUCUGUUGCGGGAGGUGGCCGGCGCCGGGCAGUCGAGUGAUUUGUGUUUCCGUGCUGUUCAAUAAGCUGCAGUUUUGCUCAGACGAUCCAUCGUGU
This is a messenger RNA of Paramacrobiotus metropolitanus, 2599 nucleotides long. RefSeq names its product carboxypeptidase D-like. Gene Ontology annotation, biological process: proteolysis. The record is from RefSeq and is a predicted model, not a curated record. Bases 431 to 2329 code for a protein of 632 amino acids. Lineage: Eukaryota; Metazoa; Tardigrada; Eutardigrada; Parachela; Macrobiotidae. Gene Ontology annotation, molecular function: metallocarboxypeptidase activity; zinc ion binding. The transcript is spliced from 5 exons.